CACGCGCGCGCACACACACACUCACACACACCCUCUCCCCUCCCCCGCUGCCCAAAGGUGUCUCGGAGGAAAAAGCCCGGGGUCCACGCUCCCCCCACCCCCGUCUUUCUGAGGUCCAGCUUUUACUGCAUUCCGCUUAACCGAAUAACCAUGCUAAUUAAGCGAGUAAUUUUAUUGAUUGUAACUCAAGAGUUUUUUUUUUUUUUUUUUAAAUAACCUUCCUUUUCUCCUCUCUCCCAUCCCCCCAUGCGUCUUUCAGUCCAUUCUUUUGAAUGUCGUCCCCCACUCAGCCCCAGCGGGACCGGCCCCCCACCCUCAAGCAUUGUGCCACAACCCCAGACUGGCGUCCCGGAGCCCCGGGCGCCCCUCGACCGCCACCGGCAUCACCUGGGCCGCUACGCCGCAGUGCCUGGCCUGCUGUCCCCGAGCCCGGAGCUUCCUAGUGAGGCUGGAACAAUCACCCCGCCCCCCAAUCAAAUUCGCCCAGGAUCUUCCUCUGCGGAUUGGGGGCUUUGGGGGAGGGGGCUCAGAGUCAGAAAUUGUUUUCUCUCGGCCUCCCAAAUCGGCCACGACGUUUCUCCAUUCAGCGCCUGCCCUGGAUCACCUAACCAAGGCUGGUCUCCGCGUGGCACCCAGAUCGACCCUGCAGGAAGGGAGCAGAGACCAAACACAGCGCAGCUUUCUCCUGUGUCUGGGUCCCAGCAGACCCUGGUCCUCGGUCUUCCAUCCCCACCUCUAGCAAGGCCGACUUAAAAUGACCCUCCUCUCCCUUUUCCUCUACCCCUCCCGUCGUGAAAUGUCUACUCCAGGGUGAAAUCGCAGACAAUUUCAAACUCUGAGAGGAGCAACCGAGCACGCGAUAUAAACUGUACACCACCAUGCACGUGCGACCAAAGUCUCUGCCAUCCUCCAUUUCGAAUACUUUCUCCUUAUUUCCGAAAUACGAAUUGUUUUAAUGCUUGGUCUCAGCUCCAAUAGAAAGGAGGUAUUCUUAAUUGUGAACUUUGCAGAAAAUCAAAAUCUUUUUUUAAGUCAUCCCACCGUGACAACAAAGCGAUUAAGAUGUUUUCUAUUUCGUAAAUACCAUUUAAAUUGCUAUAUUUUAUGCUCUGGGUUCUACACUGUCUUAUUUGCACACUAUUUUGUGUCUGAUUUAAUCUAUAACCGAAAACAUAAUGUAUUAAGUGAAUACAUAUUUGCUCAGGUGAUAAGCUUUUUUUAAUAUUUAUUCGGAGAAUUUUGCAUUGUAAAUAAACGGGACUACACAAAGACUUCUCUUUGUGUUCAAACUGCAUACAAAGGGGUUUGAGGCUCUCUUCCCUCUGGGGAGUUUCACUCUCCCCGGGUCCAACAAAUAACUCGCCUCUCCACCGCGCCGGCCUGCUCAGCGAUCGCCAGGGCGCGGGAGGCGCAGGCAAGGCCCAGGCGCUGCCGGCGCCAGGGUUAGGGGAGGGGCUGCCCAGGACCGGUGAGGAACUUGCGCGCCCCUACCCAGGCCGGCGCCUCUCGAACCCCGGAGGGCGCUGAGGAGGACAAAGGGAAAGAAGGAAGGGGAGGGAGGUCAGGAACCUGCCGCUUCAAAGGCGCCGAGGGCCGGAGUGGGGUCGGAGGCUGCGCGCGCGGUACAAGGCUUCGCGACGGCCUCCGGGGAGUCGUGUGCGCUGGGCUUUUGUUCUGCGCCCCCACCCCCAGUAAGACAUUUCAAAGUAGGAGCGAAAGUGGGGGCUGCACGCGAUUCUCGGGACGCGGGCUUUGAGCUCACGGAGCAGCUUUACUCUCCACCCCCUGCGGGCCGAUCGCUGGCUCGUUUGUGCCUUUCUCACAAGCCCACUAGACUUUCUACGCAAACAAGGGCUGGAUUAUGUCGCCAGUACCCGCUGCUGCGCUUCUGACCGGACUGGAGGGGACUUUUCUUUGUGUUCCGUCCUGCCGGAGAGCUGCCGCGCCGCCCAGGUCUGCUGGCUCCCUGGGCCUGGGAAAGCCGGCUCAGUACGGAACGAGGAGGGACAGCCACCGGGGCCACCGAGCGAGGGCCGAGGCCCGGAGCUGCGAUGCAGCAGUCCCCGAGUCCCGAGGCUCUGAGGCCUCCACGCGCCCAAUCUCCGGACAAGACACCGCAAUGGACCCCGGACAGGGUUGCACCGGAGGAAACAGAAAGUGGCAGAGAGCCCCGCGCGGCCGAGAGUCGCCGAUAAGAACAGGUCUAAAGUACCCGGACCCCAAAAAUCCUCCCCCGGAUGCUGGGCGUGACCCCCAGAGCCGCAGUUCCUUCAGAGGCUUGGCCAGCACUGAAUAAAAAGAACAGCCUUACGCCAUAAACCUGAAGCCGUGUCCACGCCUGGGGUCUGUCUGGCAGGUGACCUGGAUGCAAGAAGGCCCAACUUCCAAGCGCAGAGGCCGGAUUGUCUUGCUGUACCUCCACUCCCAGGCCGCCACCCACUCGCACCCGAGCCGGAGAAUACACUUGGGUCUGAGGAGUGGCCACACAAACUCCAUGAAUGCUUGCCUGGCCCUUCCUCCCUCUGCCUGAGAGGCAGGGAGAUGGACCUUUCUUCUCCAGCCAUCUAUCUGUCCGCUCUCAAUUUUAUCUCCCUCUGCCACGCUCCGCAGCGCAGCAACAAUCGAAAUGAAAAUCAAGGCUCUGUUGCUAAGAUAAGGAUUUACUUUUUUCAUCAGCUCCUAGAUUUUAAAAAUAUCCUCACUUGAUAAUUUUAGGGUGGUUGUCAUGGUGUGAAAACCGUGCUUAGCAUUUCUCAGCGCCUGUCCUUACAUAUUCACAAAAUUUCUCACUACAAUGGAAAACAGCCUCUAAACAAUUCUCUUUAUCAUAAUCAGAACCAAAACCACUUUUAAAAAUAUUCUGCAAGCAAAUAUUUCGGUUAGAAUUUGGUUGCCUACCCAAAUGUUAUUUAUUUUCAAGGAGUAGAGGUGAUGUCUUAGUGGCGAUGAAUACAUAAUUCCUGCUCCUCUUUUUCCGCGUUUGUUGGGGGGGGAUAUUUAAGUAGAUGCCAAACAACACCGCCAGACUCCUUUGGAUUUCUCCUGUCUCUUUCCGGAGCGGACACAAAGGAGUUAAACCUGAGAUCUGUGGUCGCCACUCUUUCCCCGCCUUCCUCGCUUCUGCGGAACCGCCAUGAUUGGUUGGCACUCGGCCAGCGGGCUGUCCAUCACCAAGUGUAAACAAGGCGCUGAUUGGCUGUUAUCCAGUCCGCACAGGGCCUCCUGAAAAAAGCAAUUACUGGCUCCGCGGUUUCAAGGCUGCCCAAGGCCGCUUGAUGAAAGGAGAUAAACCGAGGACCGUUUCCAGGAUCCCCGCGGGCCGACCCAGGCGGCUCCCGAGCCGAGGUGCGGCGGAGAGCCCGGGGAUCAAAGGCAUCUGGAGAGAAAGGGGAAGCGAGCGCACUGCCGGGCCGGCCUGGCCCCCCGCGGGCCGCGCUGACCUGGGGUGGGGGCGGCGGGCGGGGACUCCGGGAUUUCCCGCCCGUUCGGGACGGGGCCUCGGCCGGCGCCCGCUCCAGGUAAGCCCGGGUCUCGGCGCGCUGCGCCAGGCCGCUGGACAGGGCACGCGAGCCUGGCUGCGGGCUGGGGACCCCAGCGGUCAGCGGGGACUGGGUCCUCGCCAGCGCGGUGGCCGCGGCGCCGGGGAGCGCGAGCUGCGGGGAGGCUCAGCUGCUGGAGAUCGGAUGAGCGCGCGGCUGUUCGCUACGCGAUCCAAGCAGGCCAGCCUGUGCGGGAUGGGCGAGGACGCCGGCCCGCGGUGCGCGGUGGUGCCCCGACGGCCAGCACAGGUCCUGCCAGGCUUGAGAGGAGCUUCGCUGCUGCAGUCCCGCCCGGCGGCGGGCAGCCGUUUCCCGCUUCGCACGCAUGAGGAGGAGCGUCCCGGCUCGGGAGAAACCGCUGCGAGCACCCCUGUCCGCUCACGGUCGGCGCGCGCAUCCCUGACAAGCCGUGUGGCCCCCAAAGUGAAGCUGGCUUCAACCCUCAGAGACACCUGCUUCCACUGCUGGCUGUGCCAGGCCUGGCUUGGAAGGAAGUGCCGUGGCUGCAGGGUUACAGAUUUCAGUGUGUGCAAAUAUGUUCACACAGGGCACAUGGCAGGCUGUGUCUGGGGUGAUUCUCUGGAGCCAGAUUUCUGCUGCCUGGUCUCACCGUGCUGGGGACUCCUUGGAUGCAGCUUUGCUGAACUCGGGGUCCAGGGCUUGCAGUUCUGCCCCUCUUGCCAUCUCAGUUCUUCCGGCUCCUUACCCCCCAGUCCUGUCACCCGACCGUCUCCUGUUCUCUUCCUUUCAACCUCCCAUACUGUGACAAGCCCGGCUUUAGCCAGACUUCGCCACCACCGUUUCUGCCCCACAGAGGGGACCUGGUUGGAACACCCCACAGCCAUGGGACACUCUUGUUCUGGAGCUCUGCCUCCCUCUACCCCUAGCUCUCUGGUGGUAGUCCCGCUUUGGGCCUAGGACUUGACACUCAGCAGAAGACCCCUUCCUGGGGGUUUCCACCAGUGGUAUGAGACGCACACUGUCCUCUUUCUCUCUAAUUUCUGGGGAGAUUUGAGCCCUUGGCUUGGUUACCUUCAAUAUUUAUAAGCCAAAUAAAAUUUCCCUCCAAGUUCCCACUGAGCAUCAGGUCCUGUGGCAAAGCUCUGUCUCAAGCCUGGAGGCAAAUGGGCCACCUGAUUGCUGGCUCCUGGCUGAAGUGUGGCAUGGCCACCGUCUCUUUUUGUUAACAGGACAGUUGAUCCAUUAAAUUAAAAAUAAGUCAAUAGAUCCAUUUUUUCCUAAUGCGUGUGAAUACACAUAACACCCUAAUUCUCAGACAUCAAUGCCAGCAGGGAUAGGAGACUUCCAGGGGACAUUUCCACAAGUGGCCCCAAAAGGAAACUACCGGGAUAACCUCUUCACCAGAAUCCAGGAUGGCCAGAGAAACCUGCCUAGGGGCCAUCACUGAGCGCUCCAAUUCUCCCACCCACUUUCUAGCAUACUCCACCUGGGCAGAUGCUGCAGCGCAGAAUGCAGAGCUCUGUACCAGUCCCAGUGUGGCACUGGGAACCCAGCGUGAGACCUCUUGCGCUUCCCUGCACACUACAAGGGAGGCACAAUUCGAGCGAACGGGGUAGCAGGAUUUUCAGAUGCAAACAAAAAGCCUCCAGAGGUGGGCGGUUAAAAAAAAAUCAAAGCCUCUACGUCCGAGUCAUAAACAAAAGCUCUUUGGAAAUGCCGCGGCGGGGAGCGUAUCUCUCUCGUGGAGCUAGCUACCCGGACCCGCAUCCGGAGAAGGAGUGGGCAGGCGCGGGUGUCACCACCUGCUCGUCGCUCAGUCCUGUCCCCGAGAGGAGGAAAGCGGCCAGAGGCACCAUAACCACAAAUUUAUGGCCUGGGUGACGUGCUUUCCUCUCCCACAAUGGGGCCUGGUGACAUUAAACAGAAAAUUGAUGAGAGGGAAGCGAAAUCUAAUCUCUUUCUCUUCCACAUCGGCUCUUCGCGCUUUUCGGGGAGGGGGUUGGGGCGGGAGGAAGACAGUGGUUGCCUGGAGUUUAGAGCCUGGGCCAGAGGCUUCUUUCCAUCUGGUUUCUCAACACGGGUAGGCUGGGGGGACUGCGACACUUCAUAGCCUGCCCACUCGCAGCUGCAUUUCGGGUGGGAUUUUGGAGCCAGGCACCCGAGUGGAAUGUGCUCGGAGGCCCCGGACCCAUGGGACAUCUCCGGUGCUCGCCCAAGCCCCGGCUCCCAAGAACACCCCAUCCAGAGCAGAGCACCCCGCCCCCACCUUGGACACUAGCGCCCACUCCCCUCCGCUGCCUGCUGCACGGUUCCCCCGGGGCGCACCGGGUACCUCCUGGCACUGAACUGCGCUGAGUCCUUAAAGGAGCCGCUCUUCUUCAGCCUUUGUUAGAGCGUCUAGGGGAAGGUCACUCCAAGAGGAUGCCAGGACAAUGCCCUAAGGGGCCCGGUGGGGAAACCUAGGCCCAGCUGCCCCGGGCCACAUAUUACCUAGACGCUCCGGGCUAGGUGAUGCCACCUGGGCUGUGCUGGCACAACUGACUGAGGUCUGAGCUUUCAGUGAGAGCGCCCCUGGGCUCCAGGGGGUGAGGCUUGAGCCAACUCAUACCUUGCUUGCCUCUUGGACCUAUAUGAGAAUGUGAGUGUCAGAUCUACCUCUGUGAACACUCCAGACUUCUCAGGACCCACCUAGGGAGAGGAUGAUUCGCAUUUUACAAUCACUAAAUUAAGGCAGUUUGACAAGUAACUUGUCCUCACCCAGGAUCUGGAUAUGUAGACGCUUGGUCCUGGGUCCUGACACUCAUGGAGUUCCGUCAUUCACCUUGAUAAGCCAAGAACAGAAAUAUGUGGGCCUAGAGACCAGCAUUGGGUGUAUUGGACCACCACACCCAAAGAAGAAUGUUCCAGAAGUCCAUUUUCCGGGAUCAGCCCCUCUGAAGGCUACACUCAGCACCCUGUCUGAGUCCCUGGGAUAAAGCCUAGCAGGGCAGUUCUCCCUCUCAGAGCCUGGAGGAAUAGCUGAUAUACAGUGGGAAUCUGGAAGCCAGAUUCCAAAGGGUCAGGUUGGCCUGAAACCAACAAGGUUACGUUUAACAGGCUUGAAGUGAACCUCUACUCCUAGGUUCAAAAAUCGGUUGUAAAAAUGCAAGCAGCUUCCUGCUGUGGACAGGAGGAGCCAACCGCAGCUGCUGCACCAUUCAGGCUGGGGACACACACACACACACACACACACACACACACACACACACACACACACACACACGCCUAUUCCCAGCCAGCCCCCUUGUGAAUCUCCCUGAGUGCCUGCAGCUGAGGCUGGCCCCAAGGGUGGGGGCUCCCAGGAUGUCUGACCCAGAGCUUCUGAUGUCAGGCCCUCUGGGGGAGGGGACGCAGCUGGCGACAGCAGAGAAUGGGGUCCUUGUGCCACUGUCAUCAGGCCCAGGGCUUCGAUGAACACGGCUUUGUUCGAACCCACACCCCGUGGUGACCACGGGACCAGAGGAUCAGUGGGUCUCAGAACGAGAACUGCCUGCCUUUUGGCUUUUUGGCCUUUCGGCCUUGGUUAACUCUUAAACAGAUAUUGGCCGCAGUCUCCCCAGCCAUGUGCCGAGGGGCAGGCAGGAGAGAUGAAAAUUCAGCCCGAAGUCUAAGGGUGGUGCAUGUGGAGGUCAGAGACAUUCUUGGGAAUCAGUUCUGUCUUUCUACCUUCACGUGAGUGCCAGGAAUCGACAUCAGAUUGUCAGAGUCAGAAGAGGGCCACCGGAUUCCCCUGGGACUGGAGUUACAGACAGUUGUGAAUCACAGUGUAGCUGCUGAGAAAUGAACCUGUGUCCUCUGCCAGUGCGACAAGUGCUCUUCACCACGGAGCCAACUCUCCAGCCAGGGUCGGACGUCAUCCUCUCAAACUUCCUUCUCGACUUUGGGGCAUCUUUCCUGAUAGUGGAAAGGGAUCCUAAAUUCAAAAUUCCAUGGCGGAGCCAGCUCGAAUCUGCAGACAUACUCUGGCCCCAGAGCCCGGGUCCUGCAGCUUGCGGGUUUGCAGUAUCUUCUCCCGGGAGAGCCUCCCCUUCGGCCCCACCUCCCAGAUCAGCUAUUGGCCAAGCUGCGCACCGCCCACGCGACGCCAUUGGUUUGCACCGGCUGCCCAGACAAAGGGAGCGGCCGCUGCGGGAGGCGAUUGGGCGGAGCUAGGCGGGCGCGCAGGACCGGGCGGGGACGCUGCCCUCGCGGAGGCGGGGCGGGGGCCUCCACGUGGGUGGGGCUGGGCGCCCCCCGAGGGCCGUGGCCGCGGGGCGCUGGUAGCUCGCCCGCCCCUCCGCCGGGUACCCCUCCCGCCCGGGGCCUCUGCCUGGACCGCGGCUGCAGCCGCCUCUUCCCGGAGGCCUCAGAGUUCGUCCCGGUCUCGCCGUUGGGAACGUGGACACGCAGGAGCCUGGAUGCAGAAGGGCGCGCGGGAGCCUGUAGCUGCAGCGCGAGCCGCAGUCCUGCGUCCAGGCCGCACCACUCUCUCCUGAUCCCGAGGAAGGGCCACGGGGAACCCUGCGCGCGGACGGCGGCCUGAGAGCUGGCGCGGGCCUUGGCGCCAGAAAAUGGAUCCUGCUCCCGGAGAGGCGGGCCAGUGUCCCGCUCCUGCUUCCUGGAGAAUUAGCCCGGCGGUGUGCGUGGCCGGGGAGGGAGGGAAAGGCCUUGGGGCGCCUAGCCGGGCGGGGAGUGGCUUCUGGGGGGCUCCCUCGCCUACGGAGGGCCCGCGAGACUGCCCUCGGAGCGCCUCCAGGUACGUGCGAUCUCCCUGUUUCCCGCUCGCCCGGAGCGUACUCUGGGCAGGGGACGAAUAAGAACCUAGGAGGUGUGUGCGAGAUUUCGCAGCAAACGUGCCUUUCAGAGGGGUCCUGGGACGGCAGCCGAACUCGGGGUAGCCCUUCCGGGCUCUCCACCACCCGCAGCGCGGGUCCUGGAGGCAGCCCCUGUGGAAGCGCGCGUCGCUCUCCUCUGAGUCCCACGGGAUUCACCCAGGACACCCUGGGUGCCACAGCACGAUGGCUCUGUUUCACAGUCGUUCAUACGGUUAUCCCCAACCCAGAAACCCGGGGUUCUCGUUUUCAGAUCCGGGGUGUUUACUUUGAAGGUCUAGGGGCCCCAUUGGGGGGAACUCGCAGUGGGGAGCCCUGGCCUUGGCUACUGCUGGGUGGGUGACCAGGAACGAACUCCUCCUGGACCCGGGAACCUCAGAUUUGCGCGGUCAGGAGACACCCGCGGCAGACAGGAUUUUUUUUUUUUUCCGGGUCAGAAGAGCCUGGUAGCGGGCCUGGAGCGGCCCCGUCCCGUCCCCUCCCCCAUACCCACUUCAAACAAAAGAGCUCCUCGGAGAGUAGUUUUUAGGGGGAGAGCGCUCCUCAAUGUGGACGCGCAGUUCUCCCCGCCCCCGUUCCUAGGAAGGACAAGGGUUUUGUACGUGUGUUUAAAACAAAGGAGAAGCUUGGCGCGAGUUGCAGGGAAAGGGGCGCUUUUAUUUGGAGUUCCUGAAGAAUUCACUUUCUUUUCUCCCCAAAUUAGCCGCAGCUGAGUCAGAAGUGUCCCCACUGUUUUACCUUAUAAUGGGAUUUUACGCGGUCUGCUAAGGGUGGCUUCGUGAGACGACCAUUUCAGAAGAGGAAAUGGGCCUCUGACCGGUGGGGUAAAAAACCCCUAUGGAAUGAAAAGUACUCCCAGCCGCUUUGCGCAAGAUUGCAAAGUAAGGUGGGUUUUGUAUUUUGUUGUGUGUUGUUUGUUCCAUCCCCUCCUCCCUGUAAAUUAGAACAAAAGGCCCCCAAGCGAGCAGGACCUGGCGGACGUUUGGAAGCCGCGAGUGGAAUGAAUCUCGUUAUAAAAACCCCGGGACCCCAGGCACACCUACUGUCUGUCUGCAUCGCAGUUUGGGUGGAGGAAGAAUGUGACUCCCCUGCCCAGAGGCGGGUUGGGCACCGAUUUCGCCCUGGAGAGAAGGGUCCCGGCGUUGGGAAGGCCCCUCUUUCUGGGACCGAGCGAGCCCUAACUGGCCACCUUCCGGAGACCCGGGCGUCUGGCUGCCCGCGCGGCGCUCGGCGGGUAGUCCCGCUUCCACCAAAACUCUGGACUUCGUUUCUCUCAAAAUAAAACUCAACAAGCCAUAAAGCCUCCGGACGCCGAUGGAGAAGGCGCCGCGGAUUUAUGGCCCCCCUGAAUUCCCCACUCUCUAAUUAUCCCUGUUUUUAGUUGACUUAUGGGUAGUGACCAAUAAAAUCAUUUUCUAUUUCGGA
Peromyscus californicus insignis is the source of this 9775-nucleotide messenger RNA. RefSeq names its product collagen alpha-1(XXIV) chain-like. The coding region runs from base 3276 to 4457 and encodes 393 amino acids. The record is from RefSeq and is a predicted model, not a curated record. NCBI's taxonomy places the organism in Eukaryota, Metazoa, Chordata, Mammalia, Rodentia, Cricetidae. The transcript is spliced from 6 exons.